AUGGCUACCAAGACGUUGGAAGCUCGUUUUGAGCAUCUUUCUGUGAAAGAUGAGAAUGAUUCUAGCGGAAAUGGCAGCUAUAGUUUAAAACAGAAGGGCUCCCAUUCUACAGCCACGUCCCUAUCAGGCCUUGGGUCCACUGCGCAGCUGAACAAUAGCUCAAAUAGGCCAAAUCUACUGAAACUCGCAUUGCAAAACACCAAUGAUAACAGGAUCAAUGCAACAAAUUCGUCUCCUGUCAAGCGCAACGCCGAUGAAAAUGAAGAACAGUCUCACGAGCAGUCUUCGCCAAAGAAACUACACCUUGGAAUGUUCGAGAUUGGAAAGCCCUUGGGAAAGGGGAAAUUUGGCCGAGUCUAUCUUGCCAAGGAGCGAUCUUCCGGGUUCGUUUGUGCACUCAAGGUCCUUCACAAAUCCGAGUUGCAACAAGGAGGGGUGCAGAAACAAGUUAGGCGAGAGAUCGAGAUCCAGAGCAACCUUCGUCACCCGAACGUCCUGAGGCUCUAUGGACAUUUCCACGAUAGCAAGCGAAUUUUCCUGAUACUGGAAUUCGCAGGCCGAGGCGAAUUGUACAAACACCUUCGAAAGGAACACCGUUUUCCUGAGUGGAAGGCUGCACAUUACGUUGCCCAGAUGGCCGCAGCGCUCAAAUAUCUUCACAAGAAGCAUGUUAUGCACCGUGAUAUCAAGCCAGAAAACAUAUUAGUUGGAAUUCACGGUGAAAUCAAGAUCAGCGACUUCGGCUGGAGUGUCCACGCGCCGAACAACAGGCGGCAAACCAUGUGUGGCACGUUGGAUUAUCUGCCUCCGGAAAUGCUUAAGCCAGGCUCUCAAGACAACUACUACAACGAAAAGGUCGACCUAUGGAGCUUGGGUGUGUUGACAUAUGAAUUCCUUGUCGGAGAGGCACCGUUUGAGGACACCCCAGUCAUGACACAAAGGCGGAUUGCAAGAGCAGAUAUGAAUGUUCCUUCCUUCGUGAGCCCUGAGGCGAGAGAUUUGAUCAAGCGACUUCUCGUGCUUGACCCUGAAAAGCGAAUCACGCUUGAUGAAAUCCAACGACAUCCCUGGAUCGUCAAACACUGUAUAAAGGACGAUGGAGUUACGAAACGGAGUUCUGGUUCUUCGUCAAAGGAUGGUAAAGCAUGA
This is a messenger RNA of Aspergillus ruber CBS 135680, 1149 nucleotides long. Its product is annotated as aurora family serine/threonine-protein kinase. Gene Ontology annotation, biological process: mitotic spindle organization; protein phosphorylation; regulation of cytokinesis. The transcript is spliced from 3 exons. Gene Ontology annotation, molecular function: protein kinase activity; ATP binding. Lineage: Eukaryota; Fungi; Ascomycota; Eurotiomycetes; Eurotiales; Aspergillaceae. Gene Ontology annotation, cellular component: spindle midzone; spindle microtubule; spindle pole centrosome. The record is from RefSeq and is a predicted model, not a curated record. The coding region runs from base 1 to 1149 and encodes 382 amino acids.